AUGUCAAAAAAAGGAGGAUGGCAGAAACUGAAGGAGGCCAAAGAAAGACGGCAAAGACAAGAUGUAGUGCUAAAAAGUACUCCUUCUCUCCUAAUGUUUUUUCCUCCUACUAAGUCUGGUGGUGAGGAAGUCCAGGCGAAUACCAGCCCAAAUGAACCUGCUGCAUCUGCACCUGAUGAAAAGGAGAAGCCUCCUGUGACUUCUCUAGGUGCAGUCUCACCUCAUUCCUCUGAAGACUUACCCAGUGAUAGCAAUACAAAAAUAUCCUUCUCCAAUGACCCAGAGCGUGGUCUGCCAUUCCAUGGCUCAGAUGAGACUGUUGGAUUGAAACACAAUGGCAAUUACCUUGGUGUUCUAGUGCUAAUCCCUAAAUUCGAUUCUUUCUUAGCUCAGCACAUCAAUGAACACAUGAAUAGUGGAAAAGGCCAUACAUCACAUCUAUCAAAGGCUAUUUGUGAUGAAUUCAUUGCACUGCUGGCAAGGAAGAUGCUGUCAGCCAUUGUAGAGGAGAUCAAAGAUGUGGGGUAUUUUUCAGUGUCCGUCGACUCAACAGCAGAUGUGUCACAUGUAGAUCAGCUGACUGUCAUCUUGCAUUAUAUGCUACCCAGCAGAUCAGCUGAGCAUUUCAUGACCUUCAUAAACAUCACCAGCCACACAGGGGAGAAACUUGCCUCGUACCUACUCAAUUUUCUCCCAGAAAAUGGGAUUGACAUCAGCCUUUGUCAUGGCCAAAACUAUGACAAUGCAAGUAAUAUGAGUGGCAAAUAUUCAGGGAUACAGGCAAAAAUAAAAGAGAGCAAUCCUUUGGUUGAUUACAUACCAUGUGCUGCACAUUCACUCAACCUUGUAGGCCAGUCUGCUGUGUAUUGUUGUGUUGAAGCAGUUUCUUUUUUUGGAUUUGUCCAAGAAUUCUAUCAUUUUUUCUCUGCAUCAACCAGUCGUUGGAUGAUUCUUAGAGAUUCACUACCAAAGGGAUGCCCAGUGCCCAAAUCACUCUCAGAGACACAGUGGAGUGCCAACUCUGAAACUGCGAAUGCAGUUAUUCUGGGAUACCCCAACAUCCUUGAAGUGCAGCAACAAGAAAAGAUGAGAAGAUUCCGAAUGAUGCAAUGCACACUUUGUAAACUGGUAUUUUGUGUGAGGGCUGGAAUGAUAUACUUCAGCUGCACUUCAAGGAUGUUGGGGUAUCCCAGAAUAACUGCAUUGGAUCGAGGCUUAUGA
Messenger RNA from Chelonoidis abingdonii (Abingdon island giant tortoise), 1221 nucleotides. Its product is annotated as zinc finger MYM-type protein 1-like. NCBI's taxonomy places the organism in Eukaryota, Metazoa, Chordata, Testudines, Testudinidae. The record is from RefSeq and is a predicted model, not a curated record.